This is a messenger RNA of Fukomys damarensis (Damara mole-rat), 2534 nucleotides long. It is a transcript of the gene Slco1a2, whose product is annotated as solute carrier organic anion transporter family member 1A2. Gene Ontology annotation, biological process: transmembrane transport; sodium-independent organic anion transport; bile acid and bile salt transport. Gene Ontology annotation, cellular component: membrane. NCBI's taxonomy places the organism in Eukaryota, Metazoa, Chordata, Mammalia, Rodentia, Bathyergidae. Gene Ontology annotation, molecular function: bile acid transmembrane transporter activity; protein binding. The transcript has 15 exons. The record is from RefSeq and is a predicted model, not a curated record. Bases 421 to 2424 code for a protein of 667 amino acids.
AUUUGCAUGGUGGUCACUUAUAUGUGAAAUAUUCUAAGGCCCAGUGGUAUCUCCCUUAGUUUUUUCUACCACUUUUGUGUUCCUGGUACCUGCUUUGAAUAUACAAAGUAAAAUAAAAUCCACAUUUGUAAGGCUGAUAUGUAGCGCUCAUUGUUUUCUUCUUUGAUCUCUGACAGAAACGAACCAAUAGAAAUAAAGCACUUUGCUGGCAUCUUACAAAAAGUCAUUGUUGACUGUACACACAGUCAUUGACACACACUUGCUUGGUUUGGUAUUGGUUGAAAUUGUUGCAGCUGGAUGCAGUCCAAGAGACUGUUAUUUUUUUCCCGAGAGUUAGAGGCUAUUCGGAGAUUGUGGAAGUAGAACUACGACAUAUCAAGAUUUAAAACAUAAAUAUCUUGGAACAAUCAGAAGAACAACAUGGGAGAAACUGAGAAAAGCAUUGAAACUCAUAGAAUAAGAUGUCUUUCCAAGGUGAAGAUGUUUCUGUUGGCAUUAACAUGUGCGUAUGUGUCCAAAACACUAUCUGGAUCUUAUAUGAAUUCCAUGCUCACACAAAUAGAGAGACAAUUCAAUAUCCCGACCUCUCUAGUUGGAUUUAUUAAUGGGAGUUUUGAGAUUGGAAAUCUUUUGUUGAUUAUAUUUGUGAGUUAUUUUGGAACUAAGCUGCAUAGACCUAUAAUGAUUGGUGUUGGAUGUGCAGUUAUGGGAUUAGGUUGUUUCUUAAUAUCGCUACCUCAUUUUCUCAUGGACCGAUACGAAUAUGAAUCUACAGUUUCACUUUCAAGCAACAUGUCCUCCAACAGUUUCUUGUGUACAGAAAAUGGAACUGAGAUUUCAAGACCAACACAGGACCCAGCAGCGUGUGUGAAAGAAGUCAAAUCAUUCAUGUGGGUGUAUGUACUAGUGGGAAAUAUCAUACGUGGAAUGGGUGAGACACCCAUCAUGCCUUUGGGUAUUUCCUAUAUAGAAGACUUUUCCAAAUCUGAGAACUCUCCAUUGUAUAUUGGGGUUAUAGAAACAGGAACUAUCAUUGGUCCUUUGAUUGGACUUUUGUUAGCAUCAUUCUGUGCAAACAUUUACGUAGACACUGGGUCUGUAAACACAGAUGAUCUGACCAUAACUCCUACUGAUACUCGUUGGGUUGGUGCAUGGUGGUUUGGCUUUUUGAUUUGUGCAGGAGUGAAUGUCCUCACUGCCGUUCCUUUUUUCUUUUUGCCCAAAACACUUCCAAAGGAAGGACUAGAGGAUAAUCCCGACAUCAUUAAAGAGGAAAAACACAGAGGAGAAUUCAAGAAGGAAAAGCAAGGAAUCACUAAAGAUUUUGUACCAUUCAUGAAAAGUCUCUCAUGCAAUCCAAUUUACAUGCUUUUCAUACUUAUAAGUGUGCUGCAGUUCAAUGCAUUUGUUAAUAUGUUCUCCUUCAUGCCUAAAUACCUGGAACAACAGUAUGGAAAAUCAACAGCAGAAGCAAUCUUUCUCAUUGGUAUUUAUAACUUACCUCCAAUCUGCAUUGGAUAUAUACUUGGUGGUUUAAUUAUGAAGAAGUUCAAGAUUACUGUAAAGCAAGCUGCCCACGUAGCAUGUUGGUUAUCCCUACUGGAGUACCUUCUCUAUUUCUUGUCUUUUCUCAUGACCUGCAAGAAUUCUCCAGUUGCUGGCAUAACUACUUCUUAUGAAGGAAUUCACCAAGAUGUAUAUGUGGGAAAUAAGGUCAUUGCUGACUGCAAUAAAGUUUGCAACUGUCCGACUAAAAUAUGGGAUCCUGUGUGUGGAGACAACGGUUUAUCAUAUAUGUCUGCUUGCCUUGCUGGUUGUGAAACAUCCGUUGGAACUGGACUGAGCAUGGUGUUUCGAAACUGCAGCUGCAUUCAAACACCCGGAAAUGCAUCUGCGGUGCUCGGGCUGUGCUACAAAGGCUACGACUGUUCCUUGAUGCUCCAGUACUUCUUAAUCUUGUCAACAGUUAGCAGUUUCAUUUAUUCUUUAGCUGCCAUUCCUGGAUAUAUGGUUCUCCUGAGGUGCAUCAAGGCUGAAGAGAAGUCUCUUGGUGUGGGAGUACAUACAUUUUGCACAAGAAUAUUUGCUGGCAUUCCAGCACCUAUAUAUUUUGGAGCUUUAGUGGACUCUACCUGCUUACACUGGGGAACUUUGAAAUGUGGUAAGCCAGGGGCAUGCAGAAUAUAUGAUGCAACCAAUUUCAGGCACAUCUACCUUGGAUUGCCUGCAGGACUGCGAGCAGUAAGCUAUUUCCCAGCCUUCUUGACCCUGAUUCUUUUAAGGAAACGUCAUCUACCUGGUGAAAAUGACUCUGCAGGAACUGAGCUUGCAGACACGAAGGUUAUAGAGAAGGAAAAUGAGUGCAAAGAUGGACACAAAAAUUCCAAGGUCUUGAAUGAUGAAGAAUUGAAGACAAAACUAUAAUUCCCUGUUCUAUCAGCCUUCCCAGAGUUGGAGGACACACUGUACAGCUUAAUUAUUUUUAAAUCAUUAGAGACUGCAGGUAACUUUUUCUUGUCUUUAAGAACCUCAAA